Molecule: messenger RNA, 195 nt
Organism: Symbiodinium pilosum
Lineage: Eukaryota; Dinophyceae; Suessiales; Symbiodiniaceae
Source: the annotation of a GenBank genome assembly
AUGGCCACGAUAAUCACCUCCAUCAUUACUUGCUGUUCCGCAUGCUGGCGGGUUACAAAGGAAUAUGCGAUCUACCCAGUCAAGCAGUCCAUCGUAGACACCUUCGACAGCAUCCAAGAAAGCUUGUUUCCGUACAAGCAAGGCGUGAAGGUGCCCUACAGCUACACAGAGGUGCCCAGCUUCAAAUUUCCGUGA